AUGGCAACUAAGGAACCUGAAGGCGCCGUUGAAGAGCAUAAAGUAAAGACGGCAACUGAUGAACCUGAAGGCGCCGUUGAAGAGCAUAAAGUAAAGACGGCAGCUGAUGGACCUGAAGGCGCCGUUGAAGAGCAUAAAGUAAAGACGGCAACUGAUGGACCUGAAGGCGCCGUUGAAGAGCAUAAAGUAAAGACGGCAGCUGAUGAACCUGAAGGCGCCGUUGAAGAGCAUAAAGUAAAGACGGCAACUGAUGGACCUGAAGGCGCCGUUGAAGAGCAUAAAGUAAAGACGGCAACUGAUGGACCUGAAGGCGCCGUUGAAGAGCAUAAAGUAAAGACGGCAACUGAUGGACCUGAAGGCGCCGUUGAAGAGCAUAAAGUAAAGACGGCAACUGAUGGACCUGAAGGCGCCGUUGAAGAGCAUAAAGUAAAGACGGCAACUGAUGGACCUGAAGGCGCCGUUGAAGAGCAUAAAGUAAAAACUGCAACUGAUGGACCUGAAGGCGCCGUUGAAGAGCAUAAAGUAAAGACGGCAACUGAUGGACCUGAAGGUGCCGUUGAAGAGCAUAAAGUAAAGACGGCAACUGAUGAACCUGAAGGCGCCGUUGAAGAGCAUAAAGUAAAGACGGCAACUGAUGAACCUGAAGGCGCCGUUGAAGAGCAUAAAGUAAAGACGGCAACUGAUGAACCUGAAGGCGCCGUUGAAGAGCAUAAAGUAAAGAAGGCAACUGAUGAACCUGAAGGCGCCGUUGAAGAGCAUAAAGUAAAGACGGCAACUGAUGAACCUGAAGGCGCCGUUGAAGAGCAUAAAGUAAAGACGGCAACUGAUGAACCUGAAGGCGCCGUUGAAGAGCAUAAAAUAAAGACGGCAACUGAUGAACCUGAAGGCGCCGUUGAAGAGCAUAAAGUAAAGACGGCAACUGAUGAACCUGAAGGCGCCGUUGAAGAGCAUAAAGUAAAGACGGCAACUGAUGAACCUGAAGGCGCCGUUGAAGAGCAUAAAGUAAAGACGGCAACUGAUGAACCUGAAGGCGCCGUUGAAGAGUAUAAAAUAAAGAUGUCAACUGAUGAACCUGAAGGCGCCGUUGAAGAGUAUAAAAUAAAGAUGUCAACUGAUGAAUCUGAAGGUGCCAUUGAGUACAUCAGGCCCAAGUGGGAUAAUAAAUUCCAGUACCUUAUAAGCUGUGCUGGAUUUGUUGUAGGUCUUGGAAAUGUGUGGCGUUUUCCAUACUUGUGCCAAACCUAUGGAGGAGGGGCAUUCCUGAUUCCAUACAUAACCGCAUUUCUGUUGGAAGGCACCCCUAUAUUUUUUCUUGAAUUAGCUGUAGGGCAACGCAUGAAAAAAGGCAGCAUUGAAGUCUGGUGGAACAUCUCGCCUUACCUGGGAGGACUGGGUUACACUUCUCUGAUAGUGUGCUUCCUAGUGAUUCUCUAUUACAAUAUGCUUAUGGCCUGGAUUCUGUGGUAUUUUAUAAACUCUUUCCGAAACCCGUUACCUUGGGGUUCCUGCCCAACAGAUACCAGCAAACCAGAACUUAUUGAAGAAUGUCAGAAAAGCACAGCCACCAAUUAUUUCUGGUAUAGGUACACUUUAAACAUAAGCACAGAUAUUGGAAACAGUGGCCUGCUUCAGUGGUGGCUGGUUUUAUGUUUGGCAGCCUGCUGGAUAAUUGUGUUCAUUUGUACAGUACGAGGAAUUGAAUCGACUGGAAAGGCAAUAUAUUUUACAGCCACAUUUCCUUACCUAAUUCUAACACUAUUCCUUAUUUAUGGACUGACUCUCCCAGGAGCCGUUCACGGAUUACUCUACUUCAUGACUCCUAAUCUCAAGAAACUCUACAAUCCACGUGCCUGGCUUGAUGCAGCCACCCAGAUUUUUUCCUCUCUUUCUUUAGGAUUUGGGGGACACAUAGCAUAUUCAAGCUACAACCCAUCAAGAAAUGACUGUGAAAUGGAUGCUGUCAUGAUAGCAGCAAUAAACUCUUUGACUUCUUUGUUUGCGUCAAUCCCAGUUUUUUCAAUUCUGGGAUUCAAAGCAACAGUGGCCUAUGAAGAAUGCUUGGAAAGAAAUGUUAAAUACAUCACCAAGGUAUUCAGGAAGGACAACAUCACUGUAGACAGCAGCACAUUUUGGCUCAGUUACUUGAACGGAACAGACAUCAAUAAACUUGCAUCUCUCAAACUGGCAACUUGUGAUCGCAGGCAUUUCCUUGAUAAGAGUGUUUCUGGACCCGGCUUGGCCUUUAUUCUGUUCACUGAAAUUGUCCUUAAGAUGCCUGGAUCGAACGCUUGGGCGAUUCUGUUUUUUCUCAUGCUGUUCAGUCUUGGUAUAUCUUCCAUGUUUGGAUUUAUUCAAAGUAUCUUGACGCCUCUCACAGAAUCUCGCUUUGUGUCUAGAUACAUAUGCAAGGAGGCUGUAUGUGGUUUAAUAUGCCUUUCUGCCUUUCUGCUGGGCCUGGUUUUUACUCUGAGAUCAGGAAGCUACUGGCUUGAGAUGUUUGAUGCCUUUGCAGGGACCAUGCCUUUGCUCGUCAUUGCUUUCUUUGAAGUGAUCGGUGUUGUAUUUAUUUAUGGAAUGAAAAGAUUCAGUGCAGAUGUGGAAGAGAUGACAGGAAGACCACUAAAAGGCUAUUGGAAGGCAACGUGGCAAUAUUUCUCCCCAGGGGUAAUGCUCCUAAUUUUUUUGUCCUAUGUACUUCUUGAGCCACCUUCAAGCUACAAAGUGUGGAACCCAAAUUAUGUAAGUUACCUUUAUAUAAAAACAAAAACUAGUUUGGAGAGAAUCAGUACUUUAUUUAUAUCUCAGCCAUUCAUCCUUCAUACAGAUUAUUCAGGUUUACCAAAUGAAUGGGCCAUUGCCAAGAAAGAUACAACAACUGUUCUUGCUGAAAGGCCAUGUGCAAUACAGUAA
Messenger RNA from Lacerta agilis (Sand lizard), 2910 nucleotides. Its product is annotated as sodium-dependent neutral amino acid transporter B(0)AT3-like. NCBI's taxonomy places the organism in Eukaryota, Metazoa, Chordata, Lepidosauria, Squamata, Lacertidae. The coding region runs from base 1 to 2910 and encodes 969 amino acids. The transcript is spliced from 12 exons. Gene Ontology annotation, biological process: sodium ion transmembrane transport. Gene Ontology annotation, cellular component: plasma membrane. The record is from RefSeq and is a predicted model, not a curated record.